AUGGCCGCGAACAUCGAUUCCGCACCCGUGCUCACCUCAACGAGCACGUACCCCAGCACUACCACUACCACCACAAGCAUGUGCGAUCCGCAGACUGCUGCUGCUAUCAACUACGCCACCACCACCACCACCGCCACUAGCAGCAGCACUACUACUAGCAGCAGCAGCGGCAGCAGCAACAGCACAAAGACAUGGACGCAGCACCUCAACCACGCCAUCGGUGCGCGGUUGUUCGGGAUUUUUGUCCUCCUGCCCUGGGCAAUGGUUAUGUUCUGGCGCGGGGACUGGUCAGACUUUGAUUUCGGCAUAGACGGAGACGACUGUGGAGGACUGUCGUCGUCGUUGUCGUCGUCUGAUGAUUCGGAUGGGAACGGGGACGGAAACGGAAACGGAGACACCGAGAAGGACGGCAACAAUGAUGGGUAUCGUGGCGAGGACAAGGAAUGGGAGGAGAUGGAGAUGGUGAUGGAUAGCGGCCCGACGACGGUCUCAGAGUUGGUUGGCGGGAUGCUCCUCCUUGGGGCCAUCAUCGUAGUCCAGGGGCCCUUGCUCUGGACGAUGUUGGAUCCGGCGGCCGCGGCGAAGUGA
Microdochium trichocladiopsis is the source of this 588-nucleotide messenger RNA. RefSeq lists its product as uncharacterized. The coding region runs from base 1 to 588 and encodes 195 amino acids. The record is from RefSeq and is a predicted model, not a curated record. The transcript has a single exon. NCBI's taxonomy places the organism in Eukaryota, Fungi, Ascomycota, Sordariomycetes, Xylariales, Microdochiaceae.